GUUGUUUCAUGUGGCUUGGCUGUCUGCGUGUGUGGUGUGUGUGGUGUGCGUUGGACCGGCUUACGGCCGGAUUCCCCCACGUCAUACCAUUCACGCCGGAAUCGCGACGGCACGCGACACUCUAACUUAACGUAUAGCCUUACACCACAACACUUUCUUUUUCGCAAAGACGGAAAACAACCACAAAAUGGCCGAGCAUGAAAUACAAGAAGCGGACCUACCGUCCUACGACGAUUCUGCUAACACUGAAGUCAUCGUCGAGAACCAGAUCCUCGGCCCGGCUACCCUGUAUAUUGCUGGCCGUUUCGUGCACUCAAGUGACCCGGAAGCGCCGCCGCUGUAUGAAUUCUCACACUCAGUUGGGUUCUUGAGAGAUACAGACCGCACCGUGAAGGUUGAGCGGGUUGAUCAGACUGUCAGAGACCACAAUGGCACGCCCAAAGUGCAGACUCGCAAUCGGCAUCUGUUCGACCUGAGACACCCCACUGCCGGCGAGUUUCCCACCUUUGAGUACCACGCCGAGUCAACCUCGCGCCGCGCACUCUGCUCCCUGGGGAUAACGACAUUCCGCCCCAAGAGCGGGCUGCUCGCGAGCAUGGGCAAGGGCAAGGGCAAGGGAUACCGGGUGCACCGGGCCGUACGGGGCGCGGACCGGCGGCACGAGGCGCGGGAAACGAUGUUCACGGCGGCCCCGUCCCGAGACCGGGCGGUGGGCUUCGAAUGGAGCGACGCCGAGGGGCGCUUGCUGGCGCGGGAGGUCGAGACGGACGAGCUCAUGAGCCUGGUGGUGACGGCCGAGAUGGGCGCGGCCUUGCGGGAUGCGCUGGUGGCCGCCUGGGUGCUGAGGGUGUGGUGGGAGCUGGCCAAGGGGAACUACCGGUCGAACCGCUGGGAGGACACGAAACGGAUACUCGGGAAGAGGAAUGGGGAAUUAAGCGGGUUGAGAAGUGGUAAUUUUGGGGUUCCUUGACGGAUGUCUGGCUGUCCUUGGUAUUGUAUUUGUACGAAACCGAAGUAGUCCCUGUCUAUCCUCGAUGGUGCUGGAAUGGCCUGCCAACAUCCACGCUGCUUCAGAUCCUGUAUUCUGGAUUCUGUCCCUCGACUUGACAUGAUAGAAGAGCUUCAUUUGAGCCCCUCUCAU
Ilyonectria robusta is the source of this 1141-nucleotide messenger RNA. RefSeq lists its product as uncharacterized. The record is from RefSeq and is a predicted model, not a curated record. Bases 188 to 970 code for a protein of 260 amino acids. The transcript has 3 exons. NCBI's taxonomy places the organism in Eukaryota, Fungi, Ascomycota, Sordariomycetes, Hypocreales, Nectriaceae.